Molecule: messenger RNA, 1494 nt
Organism: Gossypium arboreum
Lineage: Eukaryota; Viridiplantae; Streptophyta; Magnoliopsida; Malvales; Malvaceae
Exons: 2
Coding region: 1-1494 (497 amino acids)
Source: RefSeq, a predicted model, not a curated record
AUGAACUUUCAAACUAGUUCGGGAUUCAAUCCUGGAGACAAUCCUGCCAAUCCGGUUAUCCCUGAUUUAGAUGUAGCUGAGAGGGAAGAAAUGAGACUCGAAUCAUCAAGGCAAUUAGAGGAACAUUGCAGAUGGUUAGAGGAGAAAUUUAGGGCACUAGAAAACGCUGAUAAUCGUCAAGGAAUGGAUGCUAAGGACUUGAGUUUAGUCCUAGAUUUGGUGCUUCCCCAUAAGUUCAAAAUGCCGGAAUUUGAGAAGUACAAUGGGACUACUUGCCCGGAAGCCCAUAUUACCAUGUUCUACAGACGGAUGACUGGUUAUGUAAACAAUGAUCAAUUAUUGAUCCAUUGUUUUCAGGAUAGUUUGGUUGGGGCAGCGGCUAGGUGGUAUAAUCAACUAAGUCGCGUAAGGAUCGGUUCUUGGAGAGACUCAGCGCAAGCUUUUAUGCAGCAAUAUAAUCAUGUGACUGACAUGAUUCCUGAUAGAAUUACCUUACAAAACAUGGAAAAGAAGCCUAAUGAAAGUUUUAGGCAAUAUGCCCAGAAGUGGAGAGAGGUUGCCAUGCAAGUUCAACAACUGCUCUUGGAGAAAGAGAGUACUAUGCUGUUCAUCAACACUUUAAAGGCCCCAUUCAUUAUCCACAUGAUUGGAAGUACCACCAAGAAUUUUGUCGAUAUAGUUAUGGAGGGAGAAAUGAUUGAGAACGCCAUAAGAGGUGGCAAGAUAGAGGGGGAAGCUACUAAAAGAUCGGUCUCAAGAAGGAAGGAUAAUGAGGUGAAUAAUACGAGUAGCUAUAAUUCAAAUACGGUUACGGUUAGUCAGCCCAGAGUAACUACGGUUGGGCAAGAAGAUUCUCAAAAGCAGGGAUCUGGUUCGAGACAGAAUUCUGAAAAAGUCUCGAACCAAAUCUCAGUAACGUAUCUAGAGCUUUAUCAAAGUUUAUUCAAUGUACAUGCAAUAGCCCCUUUUCAUUUGAAAUCGUUACAACCCCCAUAUCCCAAAUGGUAUGAUCCAAACGCCAAAUGCAGUGGAAAAACUAAUCAAGAUGGGGUCGUAAAAUUUGACGACACCCCUAGUACAGAGAACUCGUUGCCAAAUCAUGGUGAUCAAGGGGUAAAUGCAGUUGAGGAUACGGGUAUGAGAAGGAUUAAAGAGGGCAUGUCCGAGGUGAGAACACUGAUGAAAAUGAUUUGGGAAGAAAUGGUGAAAAGAGAGAUGAUAAUCUCUAAAGAUAGGAAUAAAAGAGCAAUGGACUACUGUGAGUUCCAUGCUGAAGAGGGGCACGAGUUUAAGGCCUUGGUACAAAGCCUUAUAGACAACAAAGAGCUAGAAUUUUAUGAAGCUGGCUCAAAUGAGGGACAUAUAUGCACAUUAGAAGGUACACCGAAGAAUCAAAACCAGCCGAGGAUUAUUAUUUCUUUACUAGGAAGUAAUGAAGUUGAAACACCAACGGUACCGAAAGUCAUCAUUCAUAAACUUGUUCCCUUUCCUUAA